Messenger RNA from Gaeumannomyces tritici R3-111a-1, 1869 nucleotides. RefSeq lists its product as hypothetical. Lineage: Eukaryota; Fungi; Ascomycota; Sordariomycetes; Magnaporthales; Magnaporthaceae. The record is from RefSeq and is a predicted model, not a curated record. The transcript has a single exon. Gene Ontology annotation, molecular function: acyltransferase activity, transferring groups other than amino-acyl groups. The coding region runs from base 1 to 1815 and encodes 604 amino acids.
AUGGACGGCCCAACCCUAGCCGCCAAUGGCGCGAGAACGCUGCCCCUCACAGUCCUCGACCAGACCGCCCCGCGCAUCUACGUCCGCCUCGUCUUCACCUUUGGCCUGCAGGACACCUACAAUGCCGACGCCGCCCGGGACCACCUGGCCACGCGCCUGCACCGCGCCCUGCGUCGCUGGCCCUUCCUCGCCGGCCAGCUCCGCCCGGCUCGCGCGGCUGCGGUGACGUACACGGUCGGCGGCGACAUGAUGGAAGCCGGGCCCGACCCGCGCGGCAGCCUCGAGCUCGUUUUCGAGCCGGAUGACGCGGCCGCGACGGAUCCGCUGCUGCGCCCGGAUAUAUUCCUCUACGACAUGCAGGAGAGAGCGCUGAUCGGGGGCGAGGCCGUGCCCUACGCCGCCCUGGCCGCGCAGGGCAUGCCGCCUUCGGCCAUGGACAAGGACGUCUUCUCGCUGUCGCCGCAGCACCCUCAGCCGGGCGCCUCGUGCCCGCCCGUGACGCUCAAGGCGACGGAGCUGGCUGGCGGCGGCGGCCUUUUCGUCUGCUUCGCCUUCCACCACGGCAUCAUCGACGGAGGCUUUAUCCGCACCUUUCUGAACUAUUUUGGCGGCGGCGGCGGCAACAACGACAACGACCAGGCUUUCGAGCACGGCGGCGGCUACGAGGCCGAGCUGGGCAGGAUGCAGAGCCUGGACGGGACGCUGGCGCAGCAGUGGGCGAUGGUUUUCCACGACGAGCUCCCCGAGUACGACUUUGGCGACGGCAGCAGCGGCAACGAGCUUGGGGACGAGGCCGGCGGCGGCGGUGCCGGCGGGAGAGCCGUCUGCCGCAUCAUCCGCUUUGACCACGCCGUGAUCGAGACCCUGCGCAGCCGGGCACUGCUCGAGCAGCCGCCGGGCGGUGGGGGCUUCCUCAGCACCGUCGACGUGCUGUGCGCCCUCGUGCAGGUGCACGUGUGCCGCGCGCGCUACAAGGCCGGCCUCGAGAAAGGCGGCGAUGGCAACAGCGGCAGCGUGCGCAGGAUCAGCCCGGACGACCCGGCAGCCUUCUCGACCGCCGCCGACUUCCGCGACCGCGCCGGCCCCUACCGCGCCAGGGACUCGUGGGGAAACCUCUGGGCGCCCAUCAUGGUCUCGGACAGCGGCGCGAGCGUGCGGCGCCUGAUUGCUCUCGGAGACGACAGCGAUGAUGACGGCGCAGCAGCAGUCCCCGAGGACGCAAUCCCCGCGGUCCUGGCCCAGGCGCACCGGAUCCGCAGCGCCAUCGCGGCAGCCGCCGACAUCGACUACAUGCCCAAGCGCAUCGCCCUGGCGCGGCAGCUGCUGGUCUCGGACACGCGCAGCGCUAGGGGUAGCGUUAGCAGCAGUAGUAGCGGCUACAGCGGCUGCAGCGAGAGCAGCGGCUACGCCACCAGCCUUAGCAGCGUUGGUGGCAGCAGCGGCAGCAUCUGCGACGGCGGAGAGGCGCACGCCGUGCUCGGCAGCGCGCACGGCCGGGCGCUCCAGCCGGGACGGGCGGGGCUCGGCUGCAGCGUGUGGGCGCACAUGGGCGCCGACGUCGACUUUGCCAUACCGGGCACCACUACUGCCACCGCCACCGCUACCGCUACCGCCACCGCGGGCGACGGCCGCGCCGACUUUGUGCGCAAGACGUGGUCGGCCUCGGACGGCUCCAUGAACGUCAUGCAGCGCCGCGGCGGCACCAGGGGCGCCGCCGAGCCCUGGGAGGUGCUCCUGGCCCUGCGCGAGCGGGAUAUGGAGUGGCUCUGCCGAGACGACGAGCUCGGCCGCUGGGCGAGCGGCUGGGUCGAGUAGCGCCUCUCACCGCAACUUCUGGACGUGUGUGCUUAUUUAUGUAUUGCUAUAUGG